UCUAGAUGCGAUCUUCUUAAUGUUGAUGCACCCAGCGGAUUCAUUCGCCAUUCUUCGUCUUCCUGGCACUACACAGAGAGCUACGCAGCGGGAUCAAAAUCACAUAUUCACAGACACCUAUACAUACAUUCAGGCGUCGUUUAAGGCACUUCAUUGACCAUUGACACAGAAAUAUAUAUACAUAUAUUAUACAGAAGGAGAGAGAGAGAGAGAGAAAGAGAGGGAAAGCGACUUCAACACUUCACUGAAUUGAUGGCACAGUCGAAGCUCUAGAUUAUGUUGACCAAAAAGCGUUCAUCAUACGCAUAGAUCUUUGAGCUUUUAGUCUACGUUUACAUGUAUUAAACUCACAGGUAGGGGAGGGGCUUAGAUCUGAGGAUAAUGCUUACAAAGAUGAAGGGAUUUGGUUCGUUAAAAUCGCCAAUUUUUGUGAAAACUGCUGGAUUUGCCUUCGUCGCGCUAGCUUUUUUCUACUUAGGUAAGCAUUGGUCCGAUGAUACUUAUCAGCAAUUGAUCUUUUUCAGUUCGAACUCCAACCCAAAUGCAAAAAUCCCUUCGAUUUCAAUUUCACCAAACUAUAACAAAAGCUUUGAUAUCAAGUCUUUAAUCAACGACACAAAAGAGGUAGAAACAGUAGCAGAUCAUACGUUACCUGCAAUUCCACCACAACCAUUGCUUUCUCCGCCGCCUCCGCCUCCGCCUGCGGUGCAGAGGCUAGGUGUAGUGGAUGAGAAUGGGGUGAUGAGGGAUGAGUUUGAGGUAGGGGAGUAUGAUCCCGAUGUGGUAGAGAACCGUAAUAACGAAACGAAAGCGGUGGAAGAUGAUAAUGGGACUGUUAGGGUUCUAAAAUUUGAGACUUGUCCGGUGAGUAUGAGGGAGUAUAUACCAUGUUUGGACAAUGAGGAUGCGAUUAAGGAGUUGAAAUCAACUGAGAAAGGGGAGAGAUUCGAGCGACAUUGCCCUGAGAAAGAUAAGGGAUUGAAUUGCUUAGUACCUCCGCCCAAGGGUUACAAAGCCCCCAUUCCUUGGCCAACAAGUCGUGAUGAGGUGUGGUACAGUAAUGUCCCACAUGCACAGCUUGCUGAAUACAAGGGUGGUCAAAACUGGAUCACUGUAGACAAGGAUAAAUUUAAGUUUCCUGGAGGUGGCACACAGUUCAUUCAUGGUGCAGACCAGUACUUGGAUCAAAUUUCACAGAUGAUCCCUGAAAUCGCAUUUGGAAAUCACACCCGUGUUGCAUUAGAUGUUGGAUGUGGUGUAGCAAGCUUUGGUGCAUAUCUAUAUUCAAGAAAUGUACUCACCAUGUCUGUUGCCCCAAAAGAUGUACACGAGAACCAGAUUCAAUUUGCACUUGAACGUGGUGUCCCUGCAAUGAUAGCUGCUUUUGCAACAAGACGACUUUUAUAUCCAAGUCAAGCUUUUGACUUGAUUCAUUGCUCAAGAUGUAGAGUCAACUGGACACGUGAUGAUGGGAUUUUGCUACUUGAGGUCAACAGAUUGCUGAGAUCAGGAGGGUAUUUUGCUUGGGCUGCACAGCCUGUUUAUAAACACGAACCACUCCUUGAAGAACAAUGGGAAGAGAUGAUGAACCUUACAACUCGUUUAUGCUGGAAUCUUGUGAAGAAAGAGGGGUACAUUGCUAUAUGGCAAAAACCACUUAACAAUACUUGCUAUUUAAGUCGCGAAUUGGGGACCCUACCACCAUUAUGCGAUAAAAAAGACGAUCCAGACGAUGUUUGGUAUGUUGACUUAAAGCCAUGUAUUUCUCGACUACCAGAAGAUGGAUCCGGAGCAAAUAUUACCGAUUGGCCGGAUCGAUUAAAUAAUCCACCCGCAAGACUCCAAAGCUUAAAACUUGACGCCUACGUGUCAAGAAAUGAUCUUUUUAAAGCCGAAUCAAAAUACUGGAAAGAAAUAAUAGAAAGCUAUGUACGAGCUUUACGCUGGAAUACAUACAAACUUAGAAACGUGAUGGACAUGAGAGCCGGCUACGGAGGUUUUGCAGCCGCCUUGAUUGGCAAUCAACUAGAUUGUUGGGUGAUGAAUGUCGUUCCUGUUAGUGGUCCAAAUACAUUACCUGUCAUCUAUGAUCGUGGACUCAUUGGAGUUAUGCAUGAUUGGUGUGAGCCAUUUGAUACAUACCCAAGAACAUAUGAUCUGUUACAUGCAGCUGGUCUCUUCUCAAUUGAGCAAAAAAGAUGCAAUAUUAGUAGCAUAAUGAUUGAGAUGGAUAGAAUUUUGAGACCUGGGGGACGCGCUUACAUUCGUGAUUCGGUUUCGGUUAUGGAUGAACUUGAAGAAAUCGGGAAGGCCAUUGGGUGGCGUGUGGCAGUUAGGGAUACGGCUGAGGGGCCACACGCAAGUUAUAGAGUUUUGACAUGUGACAAAAAUCUGCCAAGGUUUAAAGUUGUAGCAUAAUGAGGUCUUGUCACUUGUGUAUCAUAUUUUCAUUUUGUGGUUAAUAGUUAUGUUAUGUAUGAUAUUACAAAUUAUGUGCUGAUUUGGGAUUGAAUGAAAUUGACGAAAGGGAA
Molecule: messenger RNA, 2531 nt
Organism: Lactuca sativa (garden lettuce)
Lineage: Eukaryota; Viridiplantae; Streptophyta; Magnoliopsida; Asterales; Asteraceae
Source: RefSeq, a predicted model, not a curated record